AUGGCGCAGGCUCAGAGUGCGCCGUCCUCCAGCGCCCUGCCUGCCAUCGCCUGCGGCGGCGCGGUGGCUGCUGCUGCUGCUGUCGCUGCCCAGCGGACAGGCCGCCAGUCACGCACUUCGAGCCUGCCUACCAGCGUGGUCCCAGUCAAGGACAGCCGCGUCACUCGCCGUGCCCUUGACCAGUCCAGCCGCUACGCAGAUCUCUCCCUAGAUGAGGCAACCCUGAUCAAGAAUGGCAAGCACGUGCUGGUGGCCUACAUCAUGAAGCCCAAGGCCGGCUACGACUACCUGGCCACUGCCGCGCACUUUGCCGCGGAGUCCUCCACGGGCACCAACGUGAACGUGUGCACCACCGAUGACUUCACGAAGUCGGUGGAUGCCCUGGUGUACUACAUUGACCCGGACAAUGAGGAGAUGAAGAUUGCCUACCCGAACCUGCUGUUCGAUCGCAACAUCACCGAUGGCCGCGGCAUGAUGUGCUCCUUCCUGACCCUGGCCAUCGGCAACAACCAAGGCAUGGGAGACGUGGAGUACGGCAAGAUCUACGACUUCUACCUGCCUCCUGCGUUCCUGAGGCUGUAUGAUGGACCGUCCGUGAACGUGCAGGACAUGUGGCGCAUCCUGGGCCGUGGCACGACCAACGGCGGCCUGGUGGUGGGUACCAUCAUCAAGCCCAAGCUAGGCCUGCAGCCGAAGCCGUUCGGUGAGGCGUGCUACUCCUUUUGGCAGGGCGGUGACUUCAUCAAGAACGACGAGCCGCAGGGCAACCAGGUGUUCUGCCAGAUGAACGAGUGCAUUCCUGAGGUUGUGAAGGCCAUGAGGGCGGCCAUCAAGGAGACCGGCAGCUUCAAGCUCUUCUCUGCCAACAUCACUGCGGAUGACCCGAACGAGAUGAUUGCCCGAGGCAAGUACAUCCUGUCUCAGUUCGGUCCUUUGUCUGAGAACUGCGCCUUCCUGGUGGACGGCUACGUUGCGGGCGGCACUGCGGUGACCUGCUGCAGGCGCAACUUCCCCAAGCAGUUCCUGCACUACCACCGUGCCGGCCACGGCUCAGUGACUAGCCCCCAGACCCAGCGAGGCUACACUGCCUUCGUGCACACCAAGAUCUCGCGAGUCAUCGGCGCGUCCGGCAUCCACGUGGGCACCAUGAGCUUUGGCAAGAUGGAGGGCGAUGCGUCGGACAAGAACAUUGCCUUCAUGCUGCAGGACGACGAGGCAGAUGGGCCUUACUACCGCCAGGAGUGGCAGGGCAUGAAGCAGACCACGCCCAUCAUCUCGGGCGGCAUGAACGCGCUGCGAUUGCCGGCGUUCUUCGAGAAUCUGAGCCACUCCAACGUGAUCCUGACCGCAGGCGGUGGCGCCUUCGGCCACAAGGACGGCCCCAAGAUUGGUGCCAUCUCUUGCCGUCAGGGUGAGGAUGCCUGGAAGGCAUGGAAGUCGGGCCAGUAUGGCAACAUCAGCCUGAGCGAUGGUGUGAUUGAGUUCGCCAAGACCCACGAGGAGAUCAAGGGGGCCUUCCUGACCUUCCAGAAGGAUGCCGACCAGAUCUAUCCUGGUUGGAAGGAGAAGCUGGGCUACACUGGUGAGUCGUCCGUGCAGGCGGCAAGCUUCGACUGGGCCAAGCGUGCGUCGGCGGCGGCCUUUGUGGGUGCCAGCGUGGCCCCUGCUAAGAAGGAGAGCUCGGUGACCCGCCAGGCUUUGGACCAGUCUAGCCGCUAUGCUGAUUUGUCCCUGGAUGAGGCAACUCUCAUAAAGAACGGCAAGCACGUGCUGGUGGCCUACAUCAUGAAGCCCAAGGCGGGCUACGACUACCUGGCCACGGCAGCACACUUUGCCGCGGAGUCUUCCACGGGCACCAAUGUGAACGUGUGCACCACCGAUGACUUCACGAAGUCGGUGGAUGCCCUGGUGUACUACAUUGACCCGGACAACGAGGAGAUGAAGAUUGCGUACCCGAACCUGCUGUUCGACCGCAACAUCACCGACGGCCGUGGCAUGAUGUGCUCCUUCCUGACCCUGGCCAUCGGCAACAAUCAGGGCAUGGGUGACGUGGAGUACGGUAAGAUCUACGACUUCUACCUGCCUCCUGCGUUCCUGCGGCUGUACGACGGACCGUCCGUGAACGUGCAGGACAUGUGGCGCAUCCUGGGCCGUGGCACGACCAACGGCGGCCUGGUGGUGGGUACCAUCAUCAAGCCCAAGCUAGGCCUGCAGCCGAAGCCGUUCGGUGAGGCGUGCUACUCCUUUUGGCAGGGCGGUGACUUCAUCAAGAACGACGAGCCGCAGGGCAACCAGGUGUUCUGCCAGAUGAACGAGUGCAUCCCUGAGGUUGUGAAGGCCAUGAGGGCGGCCAUCAAGGAGACCGGCAGCUUCAAGCUCUUCUCCGCCAACAUCACUGCGGAUGACCCGAACGAGAUGAUUGCCCGAGGCAAGUACAUCCUGUCUCAGUUCGGUCCUUUGUCCGAGAACUGCGCCUUCCUGGUGGAUGGCUACGUUGCGGGCGGCACUGCGGUGACCUGCUGCAGGCGCAACUUCCCCAAGCAGUUCCUGCACUACCACCGUGCCGGCCACGGCUCAGUGACCAGCCCCCAGACCCAGCGAGGCUACACUGCCUUCGUGCACACCAAGAUCUCGCGAGUCAUCGGCGCGUCCGGCAUCCACGUGGGCACCAUGAGCUUCGGCAAGAUGGAGGGCGAUGCGUCGGACAAGAACAUUGCCUUCAUGCUGCAAGACGAUGAGGCAGAUGGGCCUUACUACCGCCAGGAGUGGCAGGGCAUGAAGCAGACCACGCCCAUCAUCUCGGGCGGCAUGAACGCGCUGCGACUGCCGGCGUUCUUCGAGAAUCUGAGCCACUCCAACGUGAUCCUGACCGCAGGCGGGGGCGCCUUCGGCCACAAGGACGGCCCCAAGAUUGGUGCCAUCUCUUGCCGUCAGGGUGAGGAUGCCUGGAAGGCAUGGAAGUCGGGCCAGUUCGGGAACAUCAGCCUGAGCGACGGCGUGAUUGAGUUCGCCAAGACCCACGAGGAGAUCAAGGGCGCGUUCCUGACCUUCCAGAAGGAUGCCGACCAGAUCUACCCUGGCUGGAAGGAGAAGCUGGGCUACACUGGGGAGUCCUCUGUGCAGGCGGCAAGCUUCGACUGGGCCAAGAGGGCAUAG
Effrenium voratum is the source of this 3156-nucleotide messenger RNA. Lineage: Eukaryota; Dinophyceae; Suessiales; Symbiodiniaceae. The record is from the annotation of a GenBank genome assembly.